Messenger RNA from Chinchilla lanigera (long-tailed chinchilla), 5292 nucleotides. It is a transcript of the gene Ro60, whose product is annotated as TROVE domain family, member 2. Bases 365 to 1981 code for a protein of 538 amino acids. The record is from RefSeq and is a predicted model, not a curated record. Lineage: Eukaryota; Metazoa; Chordata; Mammalia; Rodentia; Chinchillidae. Gene Ontology annotation, molecular function: RNA binding. The transcript has 9 exons. Gene Ontology annotation, cellular component: ribonucleoprotein complex.
AGCGCGCCAGAGCGCAGGAAGACACUCUAGCCACCCGGGAGACGUCGAAAGUCUUCCAGGGCCUUGCGGGAUCCGUAGCGGAUUCGGAAGGGGCCGGAACCCGAGCAGAGAGGGCGGGACUUCAGGGCGCCGAAGGAGGUAACAUCCGGGGUCCGCGCCACUCGGGGCGGGGGCGGAGCAAGGGAAGAGGGGCGGGGCUCGUUCUCGGGAACCGAACCUGGAAGGCCCAGCGACCCUGGAGUUGCCCCCCGGCUGUCAGGCCGCCGCCUUUCGCCAUUCCCCAUCCCUGCGCAGGGAUCUCCUGGCGGCGCCGCGGCUCCGAAGGCUUGGCCGCCAGGCAAAGGCUUCCUAAAAGACAGGAAAAAUGGAGGACUCUGUAAACCAAUUGCAGCCACUGAAUGAAAAGCAAAUAGCCAAUUCUGAAGGUGGAUAUGUAUGGCAAGUCACUGACAUGAAUCGACUGCACCGGUUCUUAUGUUUUGGUUCUGAAGGGGGUACUUACUAUAUCAAAGAACAGAAGCUGGGCCUCGAAAAUGCUGAAGCUUUAAUUAGAUUGAUUGAAGAUGGCAGAGGCUACGAAGUGAUACAGGAAAUAAAGUCAUUUAGUCAAGAAGGCAGAACCGCAAAGCAAGAGCCUUUGCUCUUUGCACUUGCCAUUUGUUCCCAGUGUUCUGACACAAGCACAAAACAAGCAGCAUUUAAAGCUGUUUCUGAAGUUUGUCGCAUUCCUACCCAUCUCUUUACUUUUAUUCAGUUUAAGAAAGACCUGAAGGAAAGCAUGAAAUGUGGUAUGUGGGGUCGUGCUCUCCGGAAGGCUGUCGCAGAUUGGUACAAUGAAAAGGGUGGCAUGGCCCUUGCUCUAGCAGUUACAAAAUACAAACAAAGAAAUGGCUGGUCUCACAAAGACCUGUUAAGACUGUCACAUCUUAAACCUUCCAGUGAAGGACUCGCCAUUGUGACCAAAUAUAUUACAAAGGGCUGGAAAGAGGUCCAUGAAUUGUAUAAAGAAAAAGCACUUCCUGUGGAGACUGAAAAAUUACUAAAAUAUCUGGAGGCAGUAGAAAAAGUGAAGCGUACAAAAGAUGAACUGGAAGUCAUUCAUCUAAUAGAAGAACAUAGAUUAGUUAGGGAGCAUCUUCUCACAAAUCACUUGAAGUCUAAAGAGGUGUGGAGGGCUUUAUUACAAGAAAUGCCUCUUACUGCAUUACUAAGGAAUCUAGGAAAAAUGACUGCUAAUUCAGUACUUGAACCAGGAAAUUCAGAAGUAUCUUUAGUAUGUGAAAAACUGUGUAAUGAAAAACUGUUGAAAAAGGCUCGUAUACAUCCAUUUCAUGUCCUAAUUGCGUUAGAAACUUACAGAAUAGGUCAUGGACUCAGAGGAAAGCUGAAGUGGUGCCCUUGUGAAGAAAUCUUGAAAGCACUGGAUGCUGCUUUUUAUAAAACAUUUAAGACAGUUGAGCCAACUGGAAAACGCUUCUUGCUGGCUGUCGAUGUGAGUGCUUCGAUGAACCAAAGAGUUUUGGGUAGUAUACUCAAUGCUAGCACAGUUGCUGCAGCAAUGUGCAUGGUCGUCACACGAACGGAAAAAGAUUCUUUUGUAGUUGCUUUUUCAGAUGAAAUGGUACCAUGUCCUGUGACUAAAGAGAUGACUUUACAACAAGUUUUAAUGGCUAUGAAUCAGAUCCCAGCCGGUGGAACUGAUUGCUCUCUUCCAAUGAUCUGGGCUCAAAAGACGAACACAGCUGCUGAUGUCUUUAUUGUAUUCACUGAUAACGAGACUUUUGCAGGAAAUGUCCAUCCUUCUGUUGCUUUGAGGGAGUACAGAAAGAAAGUGGAUAUUCCAGCUAAAUUGAUUGUUUGUGGAAUGACAUCAAAUGGUUUUACUAUUGCAGACCCAGAUGAUAGAGGCAUGUUGGAUAUGUGUGGCUUUGAUACUGGAGCUCUGGAUGUAAUUCGAAAUUUCACAUUAGAUAUGAUUUAACCAUAAGUAUCAGCAUGAUCUAGAAGAGGUCAGUUGCCACCAGUGAUCUCACUAAAAUACACAGCUACUUCCCACCUAAUCUCAAUCCAGUGAAAGAUGAUGGUACAGUGUGUACAUAAUGGAAGUUACUUUAUGAAAAAAGAUGGAAAAGAAGGAAGAAAAAUAAGAUGAACCCAAAGUUCUAGCCACGAAUCUAGCUUUUGGGAGGUGACUUCAAGAUACUAUAGCUUCCUCUAUCUUAAUAGAGAACUUCAUUUUAGUACACUGUACGACAGUUCACUCUAGUGAACAAUACAUUUGUACUUGAGGUGAGAUUCAAAAGUGUGAGUAGGUCCGUAUCAUGUUACUUGUUGGAGAAGUACUUAAUGUUUUUUUAAAUGUUUUCAUUGGAAAAGGACAGCUUUGAUAAUAUCCAAAUACUCUGAAAUGCACUAGACCAUGUAACUGUGAUGGAAUAUGAAAUUCAUCUGUAAGCUUUUGUACCAAGGGGUUAAAAAACUAAGAUAUUUGAUUAAAUUAUGAAUAAGUUUUACAAAUUCCUUUCAGAGUUUUCUAAGAUCACUUAAAUAACAGCUUUCUUAUUCAAUGAAAAAGAUACUUUGUGAUUUUUUUAUUUGUACUUGUAGAACCUGUUACCAUUAAACAGAAACAGUGGAAACUCCUAAGAGGAGGCUGUAAGUUUGUGUUGGCUGAGGAGUUCUGUUCGGUUUGAUUUGUUUUGCUUUAUUGUGUUCUACUGGCAUGAGUAAGAGUGUUACUUGACAGUCCUUUCCUCAGAGUAACAACAUAGCUUUGUGUAGUCAGGCUUUUUUUAAUAUUAAUAAAUGAAGGUAACAAAAUAUUUCAAUAACUUAAGUCCCCCAAUUUCAGCUAUAACGAGAUUAGCCUGUUCCUUGCUCCUAAAAUAAGAAUUGUUUCAAUUACUUUUAUCUAUUUUUUUAGUCAAAUGGUAAUCAUGUCACUGUCUCCUGUGAGUCGGUCCAUUAUUCAUUUUAUGGCAGAAUAUUCAUUUUGAUAAGGUAAAGAAAUAAUAAAGCAAGCUAGGUCCUUCAGGUUUGAAAGGUAGUUCUUAAAUAGCAUAUUACCAACUAACCAAUAUUUAGGAAAUUAUUUUUAUACUUUGUGUAUUAAAACUUCUUUUCCAUUACACUGACAUGCAUUAUUUUGUUGAUCAAGAAUUGUGUUUUCAUUGGGAGGUUUAACAUUAAAGCAAUUUGUUGAAAUGUCAGUAUCUUUUCUCAUAAUUUUAUAAUUGUAGUGUAAGAUAGCUUAUAUGUUAAACUUCCACUUUUAUGCAUUGUUUUUUAAAAUAUUAAUUCAAGGGGUACUGAGGGUUUAUAAAACCCUUUUCACUGUCACAUGAAAAACACUAGCAAAUAUAAACUAUAGUGUUGUAUAUGCUUGGGGGUUAGAGAUUUUGUGGGGGUGUCUUUAUAGGUGAGGAUUCGUGUACAUAUUUUCUGCUUUUUUAUGGGAGAUUUUGGUGUUGGUAUUAAGAAAAUGUUCUUUUCAAAUGUGUUUGACAUUUUGACAUGAAUGCUAACUUUGAUAUGUAGCCAUCCUUUCAAAGCAAUGGGUAGCUGUUUGUAAAUGUUAUGUAAUUAAGUUUUUUGGUCAUCAAAGCUAGUAACCACUUCUCACUCUAAAUAUGCACUGUCUGUGAUAUUACUCUGGUUUUAACCCUGUCAAGCAUGGAAUUUAACAUCUUAGCUUUUUUGUUGUUGUUCUGGGAGGUUGACUCCAGGGAGCACUAGGAUAUAUCCCCGUCUCCAGUCCUUUAGGACUGGAAGGUUGGGGGCAGUUCUUUGUUGUUAAUCUUGAGACAGUGUCUCAUUAAAUUGCCCUGUCUGACUUCAAAAUUUAGAUCCUCCAACCUUAACUAUUCUUGUUAAAAUAUUAUGUUCAGAUUUAAAGAACCUAAAAAUUAUGUAAGAGCUCUCAAUUUAAACCCAAGAUCUGAGAUUUUAAAACGCAACAUGAUCUUUUUCAUUCCUGAUAAAAAUGUUAAGUAAAAUAUAAAAGUUUUUUCAUAAAUUAUGUGCUAUUUACAUGGUGCUUUUUGACAUGUAGAGUAAGUCUAGGAGCUAAUAUUAAAUCAUUAAGAACAGAGGUGUUUUGGAAGUAUUUAAGUAUGUCUAAUCAAAUGGAUUAGGGUAAGAUUUAAGACAGAAAGAAAAGAAGCCACCACAAGAAGUAAUUUCAUUUUCAAAGCAGGGAAAUUAAGGGCUUGAAGGAAACCUUAGAAACUUAAAAAAACUGGUAUUUUAAAUUUUGUUCUAGAACCAAGUUUAACAUGAUGAUUCUGAAGCGCUGGGACCUAGAAAUCUUGAUUUCUUCAUUUCAGUUUCAUUUCCCCACAAUAUGAGAACAUAAUGAUUCAGAUGAGAUAAACUAGAAUUAUUCAAAACUUUUAUUUAGGUAGUAAGAAAAAAGCUUAUAUAUCAUGGCUUUUCCAAUAGAAAAACACCUUGUGAACAUGUAUAGUUUUUAAAUUCAUAGUAAUUCUCAAGCACAAUAGGUUGCUUAAUAACCUGUGUUACUAUAUAACAUAGUCCUAUAGAAGAAAAUAAAACAAUGACUUUACCUCAUUUUGAAUAGAAUAUACUCAAAUGAUAAAUAAGUUUUAUGUUCUCAUUUACUUUUAGGAUUACUGUUACAUUAACAUUUUGGGAAAUACUGCUUUUAAAAUAGUCGUAAGAAAAAUAAAUUCAUUUCCUGGAUAAUAGCUUUGUAAAUAUUUCCAAGAUAUAACUACUAAAACAAAAAACUAAUAUCACCCUUUCUUAUCAGUUGAACUUUUUUAGAAUUCCAUUUAUUAAAAUCAUUUUAUUAUUUAAUUAGGUAACUAUUUUAUAAGUUAAGUGAGGCAGUUUGCUAACAAACAGUAUGUAGCAUUAUUCCUUUGGAAUCUCUUUUGCUUUCUGUAACUUGCUGUGUGAUUGUAUACAACCAAUUUAACAUACGUAAUUCAGUUUUACUAUUUUCAAAAAGUAAAUACUUGGAUUAGAGAAGAAUCAGUGGUUUGACAUUUAAAAAUUGAAACUGGGAAGAAGGCUUGCAGGUUAGGUCUCUUUAAUUAAAAAGUCUUAUAAUUGGAUAUGAGUUUUAAAAGAUUAAAAGUUUUAGAAAAAUUGCUCUGUUUUUUAAAACAUUCCUGUUCAAUGUGCUGAAAUGUAAAAGAAAACUUGUCACAAAGUACUGACUAAGAAGUUAUUAUUACUGUCUGUUAAAAAGAAGUAUUCUAAGAGCUUCAUAGAAAGAUCUAGAAAAACUAAAACUCUGAUACUCUAUAGAGGAAGAGAUACUGUUCA